AAGAUAAUAAUGGAGUAAGAAAUGGGCUUCUGGUGAGGUUUCUGUUGUUUUUCAUUUAUAGAUCAUGGAAGCCAACUACAAGUGCUUAAUUCAGUUAAUGACGUCGAUGACACUGAAGUAGCAUUUCUUAGAAUGGGCAAAAGAAAAUGUACAGACACGCCCGCGAAAAAUUCGACACAGAACAACUCCACAAAAGACUUUGUAACAGAAUGUAGGGUUAUAAUAAAAAGCAAUGAUGAACUUACAAGGCACAAUACGAGUACUCCAAAUACACAGACGUUCAUGUGUAGACUGUUUCCCCAUGUUUUACCAAAAUUGUGCCGGACUGGGUAACCAUUAUGUACACACUGCACACUUAACAUAUGCAUGUAUACAUUACAUGCAUGUACUACCAAUGCAUAUAUUUAAGAAAAUAUGUUGCUGACAAUGACAUUUACCUUACUAAAAUAGGUUUAGAAGCAAAAAUGUCAACAUUUCAAAGAUAGUCAUUUCUCCAAGUUUGAUUUCAGUUUCAUUUGAAACCAAAAUGGUUUCAGUUUCAUUUUAACGGCCGAAAUAAAGAGUGGGAUAUUUUUCAACAGUAAAGUAGUCCCCUUAAUUUAAAUAUUCAAUCGAAACGAGUCAACGAGCGAACGAGUCAAAUCGAAGUUUGAAUGGCGAAUCGAUAAAAAUGUCAAAACAAACCAUCAACAAAACCCAAAUACAAAAUGCUACUGCAACCAAUGAUUUACAGACGGAGAAAAACUAUUUUAUGGACAUUGAAUCUCAAGAAUCAGGAGGUGAGACAGGACAGGAUAACCACGUUUUUAGUAUAAAAAGAAUUUGGAAGGCAGUGCUUGUACUUGGUGCUAUUGGUGUCGUCGCUGGUACUGCGAUAGUAGUAGUUGUUCAUAAUCGUGAAGAGCUAAAAGGAAUACAGUUGAAGAACAAUGAUGACUUUGACGAUGCUGAGGUAAUAUACAAUUCCACAAUCCUCCAAGAUGGUGUUACAGAUGACAGCAGGCCUACCAAUACCGUGAUGCCACAGACUAACGAACGACACGUUACAAAUUAUACAAAGACUAAUGACUUUUUGUGCAAAUUUGUUCCUUACAUAUUACCAAAACUUUGUGACUUUGCCUAA
Owenia fusiformis is the source of this 1123-nucleotide messenger RNA. NCBI's taxonomy places the organism in Eukaryota, Metazoa, Annelida, Polychaeta, Sabellida, Oweniidae. The record is from the annotation of a GenBank genome assembly.